AUGUGCGAAUCAUUCACAAGAUUACCAGUGGAGAUGUUCGAGUCGUGUACGUCUAUCUUUCCCCUUGAUUUGCGACGAACCCCUUCUCUCGAGAGCUUCUCGUUAUGGUGGUGUCCCAACUUGAUUGCUGAGAUGCCUAGUGGAUUUGGCUAUCUUACCAGCUUAAGGAAUGUGGAGAUUGGCCCCUUCUCGGAUUACUCUGUAAUCGAAUUUGAUUGGGCUGGAUUAGCAUCUUCAUCAACACUCCGACACAUGUCUUUACGUGGAAUGCCUGACAUGAAAUCUCUGCCACAUCAGCUUCAAGACUUGACUACCAUCACAUCACUAUCUCUACGUGACUUCGGAGCAAUCGAAGCUUUACCAGAUUGGCUUGGGAACCUUGCGUCUCUUGAUGAGCUAAUCCUAUUCGGUUGCGAAAAGCUUGAAUAUUUACCCUCCAUGGCUGCCAUGGAACGCCUCAAAUUAAGACGUCUGGAAAUUGGUAAUUGUCCUCUAUUAACCGAAACAUGCACUCCUCAAAGCGGCUCCGAGUGGCCCAAGAUCUCUAAUAUUCAAGAGCUUGAAAUUGAUUAA
Messenger RNA from Coffea arabica (coffee), 573 nucleotides. RefSeq lists its product as uncharacterized. Lineage: Eukaryota; Viridiplantae; Streptophyta; Magnoliopsida; Gentianales; Rubiaceae. The record is from RefSeq and is a predicted model, not a curated record.